CCGACCAACGCAUCGUUCGGAACUGGCCGAUCUUGACAGCGUACGUAGCAUUGGAUCACCGUCGCUCUAUAGCGAGUUCUCAAGCCAUGUCCCUUGGAGACUCUUCUCGUGAAUCAACGGACAAGUCCAAGUCUCGCGAGUCGCUUGGAGUUGGCCUGCCGCCGUGGAUUCGCGAAAUCGGCGACUCGAUGAAGUCAAAGAAACGAGAACUGCUUAGCCACGCGACCACGUUGUACGCCAGCAGCACGCAUACCAUCUCCGCUCUCCGGCCAACGACAUUCAAUGCCGACAUGGCGGCGCAUAGUUUGGACCAGUUGAAGUCCAUCUUCCCCACGUGGGACGCCAGCACACUGCAACUCAUGCUCGAAGCGCACGGUUAUGUCAUGGACGACGCCAUCACGUCGUUGCUGCAAAUGGAGGACGAAACCGAGCAGGAGCACAAUAUGCGACAGGGCUGGUCCAGCCAAUCUGCCGCGUCGUUGCCGUUUGCGUACGUGGUCAAGCAUCCUCUUCCAGACGACUUCCUUCGGGUGCCAGGCGAAGGCGCGAUGCCGUCCAGCCCACUUCACGCUCCUCCUAUGACCGCUUUCGACGAUGUGGAUGAGGACAUUGCGAGCAUGCCAUUACAUCCCGAAGACUUGACGCGGCAGGAAAGCUCGUACGCCCACGAUGACGGCACAGUGUACGGCCGCGAAUUUAUCGACGGUGACACCAUGAUGAUGCCACCAUCGUCACCAACUCCCAUGGCGAUUCCUGUCGUCGUCGAGACAUGUGACCCUUCACCCUUUGCAAGGGCGUGCGAAGGCGACCGUCGAUAUCCGCGGACGCGGCGGCCGUUGGGCCGGCCCAACUCGCGUACCGACAGCCUCUUUGCCAAGCUCACGGUGAUCAAGCGAAGCAAACUGGACAUUGUGAGCGCCGAAGACCGUAUCCGGACGCGAGAACCGCACCGGUUGUUGGACUGCUUGACCAAGGCCAGUGGACUGUAUCGCAGCGGACUGAUUGGGAGCGACGAGCUGGAGAACUUGCGCUCGAUGAUCGUUACGAGGAUGUCUUCCAAAGGGCAUGGCGGGGACGCGACUAGUACUACUAGUACUACUAGUGGACACAAUGCGAUGAUGAUCACAGACCACCAGUGGAAUUGCUUGGUGCUGAAAUGCAAAAAUCUCCGCCAUGCGUUAUCGAUUCGAAUUAUCAAAGCCAUCACGACCAGCCAACACACGGAAUACGAGAUCCGAACGAGCGAUUUAGAGACUGGGGUUGUCGUGUUUACUCGGCGCCGAUUCAAAGAAUUCCAUAAGUUCCACCGCAAGCUGACAGCCCUCACGACUCGCGUGAAUGGGUUUCCGUUUCCAUCGCGGCAGACGGGGCUGGGCAAGAAAGAGGACCCGCGCGUGGCGGCGCAGCGGCAGCCGGCGCUCGAAGCCUACCUCCGCCUCGUGGCGUCGCUCGUGACCCCGUCGCCGCUCACGGGUGCCCGCGCCGGCGCCCUCUCGCUCCUCCAGACGUUCCUGUCUCUGCCGGACUCGGCUACCCUCUUCCACAACACGACACUGCCGGGCAUCCGUGCCCUACGGGUGUACGCUUUCCACGUGCUCCAGGAUAUCACGACCCCCGAAGGAAAAGUAUGCCGCAAGUUCCUGGCCAAACCAGUUUGCACGUCUGCGGCACUGGACGAGCUAGGGCAAGUGCUGGACAACGUUCAAUCGUACAUGAUGGAGCAUCGUAUGGCCGAUAUGAAGACCCAUGUGCAUGCGUUUAUAACAAGCAGCGCACGAAAGACACCCAGUGGCAAGCUGGAAAUGUGCGACGAGGUAGAGGAAGAAGAAGAGGUCGUCGCGUAUGAAUGGAUCUCGGAUGCGAUCCGACACGAGGUUGAAGAGUGUGUGUGUGUGCCGGUGCUGCCGGCGCUGUGGACGGCGCUGGAAGCCAGCAUGCGGACGAAGGAGGCGGCGGUGAAGGCGCGCAUGGCUCGACUGGCGAAACAAAGUCAGGCGUCGUUUGAAAUCUCAGACCACACAGCCAGCGUCAGUGGCUGGCGCGACGCCAUCCGCGUGCUGAAAGAGGUGGACGCGAUGUACCUGCCCGUGGACAAGAUGCGCAAGCUGCUUGAAUGUGCGCUGACCGUGCACCGGACGUUCCAGCGGGAGCACGGACACUCGCAGGUGCUGAGUGGAGACGACUUUUUGCCCAUCUUUAUUUACGUGAUUGUCAACGCCGACAUGUCCAACCCCCUCGUCCUUCUCCGCGUGCUCAAUGUGCUCAGUGACCCGGAAAAGCGCAUGGGCGAAAGUGGGUAUUACCUCGCGUCCUAUGAAGCGGCGCUGGAGCAUUUGAUGGCAGAUGAAUGAUAAUAGAGUUUGCAGGACUCCCAAAACCUACACAAAUCACUUGCACAUCGUAAAUUCAGUCCGGAUAUUGUCAA
Messenger RNA from Aphanomyces astaci, 2425 nucleotides. RefSeq lists its product as hypothetical. Gene Ontology annotation, biological process: vesicle-mediated transport. NCBI's taxonomy places the organism in Eukaryota, Oomycota, Saprolegniomycetes, Saprolegniales, Verrucalvaceae. The record is from RefSeq and is a predicted model, not a curated record. Gene Ontology annotation, molecular function: phosphatidylinositol binding; ubiquitin binding; guanyl-nucleotide exchange factor activity. The transcript is spliced from 10 exons. The coding region runs from base 87 to 2351 and encodes 754 amino acids. Gene Ontology annotation, cellular component: cytosol; endocytic vesicle.